AUGGCCGCAUCAAUGGCGCCCUGUGUUUCGUGUUGUAGUCUGCCGGGGAAGAUGAGGACCCUUUCUCUGUCUAGCGCCCCCAGUAAGGCGCUCGGCUUUUCAUCUACUUUCUCGACCAAUCUGUUCUCUACAGGUUUGGUCUCUGUGCGCCCAGUGGAGAUGCUCCCAAAACGGAGCUCAAUUGUGUGCGAAGCCACGCAGAAGAAACCAGACUCGGCUGCGAAGAGGGCUCGCCAAGCCGAGAAGAGGCGGCUUUACAACAAGUCCCGGAAAUCCGAAAUCAAGACCCGUAUGAAGAAGGUUCUCGUAGCUUUAGAAGUUCUAAGAAAAAAGCCCGAAGCCCAACCUGAGGAGGUUCUUCCGAUUGAAAAGUUGAUAGGCGAAGCAUAUUCAUGUAUUGAUAAAGCUGUCAAGGUCGGUACCCUUCACAGGAACACGGGUGCAAGAAGAAAGUCCCGCCUGGCCAGAAGAAAGAAAGCAGUCGAGAUCAAACUUGGCUGGUACACACCCGAGGCUACAGCCCCCACGGCAUAG
Molecule: messenger RNA, 534 nt
Organism: Striga hermonthica
Lineage: Eukaryota; Viridiplantae; Streptophyta; Magnoliopsida; Lamiales; Orobanchaceae
Source: the annotation of a GenBank genome assembly